CGCCCCGCCAUGCGGCUGCCCCCCGCCGCGGCCCGCCGCCUCCUGCUGCAGCCCCGGCGCUCUGCGGCCGCGCUGCCGCCGCGGCCAGCGGCCUCCCGGGCCUGGCAGCAGAUUUUCAUAGGUAAAAAGAACAAAACAAAGCCCCCAACAAACAAGAAAAACCCACCCGAACAGCAGAAGCUCGAAAAUAGAACAGAUGGGAAACAUCAAAAGCAGAUUUGUCAAGUCGUUCUGGAUCAUUUUGAGAAGCAGUACACAAGGGAACUGGGAGAUGCAUGGACCAGUAUCAGAGAUGUACUCACAUGCCCAUGGUGCUGGCAGUACGCCAUUCUGCUUAACAAGUUCAGCCAAUCUCCUGAGCUGGGGAACACCUUGCAUUUGAAGGGAUAUCAUCCUGCCUUUCAAGGACCUUUGCCCUAUCUUCCCUCAUCGCUGAAGUGUUACAUCAGGAGAACUCCAGGGAGGUUCCCUGCACAAAAACACCAGGCUGGUAAACUGAAGGAGUAUUACCUGCUGAAUGCUGCUUCACUGUUGCCAGUGUUGGCGUUAGAAGUGAAAGACGGGGAAGAUGUCCUGGAUCUCUGUGCUGCACCAGGGGGUAAAUCAGUAGCUAUACUGCAGUGUGCCUAUCCAGGUCAGUUUCACUGUAAUGAAUAUGAUGAUUUGAGGUCAAGAUGGCUGGAACAGACAAUAGAAUCCUUCAUCCCAGAUCCUUUGAUUGACUUAAUAACGGUCUCUAAACUGGAUGGUAGACAAUUUGGAGAUCUAAAUCCCAAAUUAUAUGACAAGGUCCUGGUUGAUGCUCCUUGUUCCAAUGACAGAAGUUGGCUGUUCUCUUCUGAUAGUCAGCAAGCUACACUCAGGCUAAUACAAAGGAAGGAGUUACCAUCUCUACAGUUCCAGCUGCUGAGCAGAUCACCUUGGGAGGGGAAGCUGGGGACAUCAGAGGGGAAGUGAAGGAAGGAGAAGUAUUUUUUGCAGUACAAAUUUAUUAAGUACUUGAGAGGCUUUAGAGAAUAAAGAUCUUAAAGAAGUCUUGAAACUGAUUCAGUGGUCUUCCUACUCCAGUCUGAACAAAAUCCAAAAUGUAAAUAAGUGACACAAAUGCUGAACAGUAAAUUUUAAAGCAGAGAGGGCACCACUGAUUUGAAGGAAAUUAGGACUGUCAUGAUUGUUAAUACCAAAUCCAGAUCAUCCCUGCUGAGUGCUAUAAUCCAAGAACACACUGCAAAUCUUGUUAUUAUUUGGAGCAUUCAUGCAGAAAAUGAAUUGCGAAGUAAGAAAGGAAUGUGCAUUUCCUGAUACUGAAUGCUAGCACAGAAUGCAGUGGUUCCCUUAAGUGAAUUUAGCAAUGUUAUCAGUUCUCAGAUAGAAAUUAAAUUUUAGGUAAAGCUGGAGUGCAUAAUAACUUGGUGGUGAAACUGUUGUGGAUGUUGUAAUUAUUCCUAGACCAGUUACUGUGGCUGAAAGAAACUGUUAGAGUUCAGCUGAAAGUAAAUCCAACAGGAUACAGUUUAGAAAAUGCAGCAAAGGCAUUCAGACUACUGUAACUCUUCUAUACACAACAUUUCUCAGUAAUUAAGCAGCUCUAAUUGAUGUUUAAUAGAGUUCUGGUCCCCAGGAGCUCAGACUAACUUUAUUAUAAAGUAUAUAUUGGCUGACUUCCCUUUUUCACCACUUUUCCUCCCUAGUAAGCUACAAGGGAGAUAGUUUUUGAAUGCCUAAGAUAUGCACAGACAAAACAGAGAUUUAGAGGAAUUUGGGGUGCAUGAGAAGUUUGAAGGACUUUGAAUAUCUGUGCUUUGGGCAAAAUAAGCCAUACAAAAUUCUCAUUUUCCUAGCUGAUCUCUUUCAAGUUGUGUGCAUUAAACUUCGAUGGAGAAAUACAGAAGACUCUUUAUUCUUCCUAGUUAACUGUUUCAAUACCUGUUUUGCUUAUAAAUAUAACGAUAUUUAAGGAACUAGGUCUGAUUCUGUGUAACAUACAUAGCUCCUACUACACACCCUAUGCAAGUGGAGUGCAAUACUGAGGUAAAACAAAUGUUUCCCUCUGUACAAAUAAUUUUUUGCCUUUUGAUAUGCUUCAUAACAUGGUAAUUGAAGCUGCUGAUCUUUUUCAGAACAAGGGUACCAGAAGUUUUGUGUUUUGGUUUGGUUUUUUUAUUGAAUAGUUUGGGAGGUAAGAGGAUUUUGCCACGUGCUUUUACUAGGGAAGAUAAGUUAAAAAAACCCUAAACCCAAAUAUUCUGAACCUGUUUUUCUGAAAUAAAGGGCGCUUGAACCAUUAUUUAAUCUUGUAUUUAAGUUACCGUGUGAUGUGCAAGCAGCUUCAUAAAGCUUUUGUUCUGUGUUUGUCUUGCUGCUUGAGUCCUGGGCUUCUUCAAAGCAGAGACUGCUGCUCAUGCAGCCACUUGGUAUGGUGGUUUACCAGUCUGAACAUGUGGAAAGUAAAAUGAGAUUGGCAUUUUCUCUUAAGUCAUCAUGUAGAGUUGGCAACUUAAAUCUCUGAAGGUUAAUCUGUGCCACAGGACCCACUUUAUUUUCUCAAGUCCAGAUCUUUUAAAUUGUAUCUUAUUAGAAUCAGUGUUAAAGCUUUUGGUAAAAAUGUAGGACACAAAUACAACUUUUUAAUUUAGAAGCUGCUCUGUUUUCUCUACUAUUUGAAAAUUAGUGACAUGGUUUCAUAGAAUACAUUCACAGAUUUUCAUCACAGAUUUAUUUGUUGGAAAAGAGUCUUUUUCACAUAGUGAAUACUGUGAUUUACCAGGAAAAUCCUGAUACUCCUCCUCCUGCAUUCAGUAUCAACUCUGUUUUCACUGAUUAUAUAGAGUUUUCCACAAGCACCUAGAAGAGGAAUUGCGUGCUCUUAAUUGUGAGGGGGUUUUUUGUAGAGUGGAGGCAAAAAUUGUUUUUUCAUAAAUACACCAUCAUAUAGUUUGGGUACCAGUAUAUGGUACCAGUGUACCGUUUCUGCUUUGAUUAAGACUAGAGCCUUUACAGCAUGAGGAUGUAACAAUGAAGUAAAAAGGAAUAGCUCACAAUUAGCUAGUUGUACUGUCCAGACAAAUUGAUUCAGUUUUGCCUGUGAUUUGCUGCUGAUUAAAAAAAAAAAAUCUCAGCUUUUAAUGUUCAUUGAAAAAGCAAAGAGAACGAGUGACUUGAGCCUAUAGGAAAGUUACCAUUGUUGAAAUUACUUGAGUUGGUUUAGUGUCAGGCAUUAAAAGGUUGGCAAGGCUGAAUGCCAUAGGGCAAGGAGAACAACAAGGGAGUCCCUUAAGAAAUAUGGCAGCCAUCUUGUGCCACAGAUUUCUGUGCCAGAGAGUGCUGGACUCCUGCGUACGAGCUCCAUACGUGGAAUUCAGGGACAUUUUGCAGUGACCUGAGAGAGUUCUGAACAGUGGCACUGGAGGGGGAGAGGUGAACUGAGGGAGGAAGUGAAGUGGAUGCCAUUUUCUGUGGAGAAGGAAAAGAAGACACGUAGGAAAGUUGGGAAAACUGCACUGUGGGUUGCUUCUCUAAACUGUUUAUCACCAAAUCACAGAAUUGUCAAGGCUGGAAAAAACCUUUAAGAUCAUCAAGCCCAGCCUAUGAUCAACACCACCACAUCAGCUGGACCAUGACACUAAGUGCCACAUCCAGGGACGAUGCCUCCACCACUUCCCAGGGAAGUCCAUUCCUAAGUCUAAUCACCCUCCCUGUGAGGAAGUACUUCCUAAUAUCCAACCUAAACCUCCCCUGGAGCAGCUUGAGGCCAUGCCCUCUUGUCUUUGUUGCUAGUUGCCUGGAAAAAGAGCCCAGCCCCCACCUGACUACAACCUCCCUUCAGGUUGUUGUAGAGAGUGAUAAGGUCCCCCCUGAGUCUCCUCUUCUCCAGGCUAAACAACCCCAGCUCCCUCAGCCUAUCCCUGUAAGACUUUCCCUCUAGUCCUUUCACCAGCCUUGUUGCUCUCUCCUCUGGACCUUCUCCAGCACUUCAAUAUCCUUCUUGAAGUGAGGGGUCCAGAACUGCACACAGCACUCGAGAUGGGGCCUCACCAGUGCUGAGUACAGGGGGAGAAUUGCAUCCCUACUCCUGCUGGCCACACUAUUCCUGAAACAAGCCAGGAUGUCAUUUGCCUUCUGGGCCACCUGGGCACACUGCUGGCUCAUGUUCAACCAGUUGUCAACCUGUACUCCCAGGUCCCUCUGCUGGGCUGCUCUCCAGCCCCUCUUCCCCCAGUCUGUAGCUCUGCCUGGAGUUAUUGUGGCCAAAGUCUGUCUGUCUCCCUGGAAUUUUUCCAGUUACCCCUCUGUAGCUUACCUUUUAAUCCAUUCAUUAUCCAUAGCUAUCUAGUCAAUUAGCUCCACUGGGAAUGUGUAAAAACUGUUGCAAGGGUUGUGUGGAUGAAUCCUUCUUUAACUGUUUUCCAUCUCAGAAAAGCUGAAUAAUUUGUAUAGACUGCUGGCCCUAGGCUGCAAAUAAGGUCUGCUGUUCUGGUUUCUUGCUGUCCAAGCCAUGUUCCCUCAGUCCAUCCUUGCCCCUCCAAAUGAAAACAGUUAGGUGCUGACUGGACAGGGAGCCUUUAUUCUUGGUUCUAAUUUCUUACAACUAAAUGUGGCAUGUUUGUGCUGUGCCAUUGCUCAAAACACUGUUGGUGAUAUUGCUGGAGGUAGAAGUGUUCACUGAGCUUUUUAGACUUACAGUUGGUUUGAAUUUCUUCACAAAGAAUGAGUGCUGUGGACAUUGUUGUGGCUCCAGGUUGUGUUGUCUUGCAUCAGAGAUAAAUAAAUAGCUUCUGACAAUAAAUAGCUUCUGAUUUUAAGUGCCUGGUUUCUUAAGCCUUUGGCACUCUCCUGUGAGUAAAUUGCAGAUCAAGUCACUUAUGAUAUGUUGCAAAAAAAGUUUUUGACUUAAUAAGUGUACAAAUAAACAAAUAAGCUACCUAGCAGCUAGACAGAUGUUUUGGGAUCACAGGUUUAAAUUGAGACACAAAUUGUCCUUUAAUUUUGCUUUCAGUUCUUUCUAUGUAUAUGCGUUUCAUGAGCUGUAAAGAGCAACACUAACUCUAAAGCUUUGUGGCAAAGUCUAUAGUGGGCUUCAAAGGCCUUUCAUUCUCCAUUCUCUAGCUGAGAAGGUUCUUCUCAGGCUGCAUAUGUUUUUCUUCUUGUAAAUAGUAAGCUGGGAAAAGGGAUGGACCUCUGAGAGUGUAUAAGAUAAGGUAAUUCUGGGAUGACAAGCACAAUGGAAGGAUUGAAGUUUUGUCACAGCAAGAAUCCUUGAACUUGAGUCUCUUGUGCAGCUCUGUCACCACCUGUCACAAAGUAUUAAAAAUUGUGGUUUUGAAACAGGAGGAAUUUCCUUAUGGUUUUGACUUUGGAGAAAAAAAUCCCGCAAACAAGCUUUAACACAUAGGCCAUAUUACCAUAAGGUAUCCGGACUCUUGUAAGAGGAAGAAGAUGUGUGAUGUUUUUAGUCAAUAAAAAGAAUAAGACUGAUGAAAAAAAUAGCUUAUAAAAGGGUUUGCCGUUUUUAUUCUGAUCAGACAUUAGCUUUCCUGUUGAGCAGAAAUACAUCCCAGUUGCCAAAAGAUGGCACUGUUGAAGUGUAUUAUUUUUGAAUUGCCCUAAAAUAUACAUACACAUUUUUACUUGAAUACUGAAAAUGGUUGAAUGAUUAACAGAAUGAAUGCUGACCCUUCCAAUGGCAACAUAAACAUAAACCCAAGCACAGGGGAGUUGGCUGGACAGGCAGGUGCUACCUAUAGUAUGAAAUAUAUAUUUAUUGUGUGCCUAUUUUUAAAGAAUGUUUGAGAGAGCAAGACUCUUAAGAAUAAAUACAACAUCAGCCUAUUAUGUUUAAUUUGCUGUAAAUUUGGAAACAGUUUUUAUGUUCUGACUAUAUUUUAGUUGAAUGUAAGAGUUCAGAAUUGUGUAUCUCUACAGUGCUCUUUUUUCCUUGAGAUAUUAAAUAACAAUAAUGCUGCUCUGUUUUCCCUUAUUUAUUCUUAGCACCUUCUCCAUUGUUGGAUUUAAAGCAAAUCUUAAGAAAUAAACUAAAUAAAACUGC
Apus apus (common swift) is the source of this 6046-nucleotide messenger RNA. RefSeq names its product NOP2/Sun RNA methyltransferase 3 (gene NSUN3). The transcript is spliced from 7 exons. The coding region runs from base 10 to 957 and encodes 315 amino acids. The record is from RefSeq and is a predicted model, not a curated record. Gene Ontology annotation, biological process: rRNA methylation. NCBI's taxonomy places the organism in Eukaryota, Metazoa, Chordata, Aves, Apodiformes, Apodidae. Gene Ontology annotation, molecular function: methyltransferase activity. Gene Ontology annotation, cellular component: mitochondrial large ribosomal subunit.